AUGGGCCUGCCCGAGGAUUUCGACGACCGACAAAUCCACAUCGAAUCUAAAAAAGAGCAAUACACUCCCUAUGAGUAUCAGACAGAGAACAACGACUCAUGGGCGGGUGCUCUGCCGGUGAAGCAAGGAUUGUAUGAUCCGAGCUUAGAAAAAGAUGCAUGCGGUGUCGGCUUUGCUUGCCACAUCAAGGGCAAGCCUAGCCACAAGAUCGUCAGCGAUGCGCGCAACCUGCUUUGCAACAUGACCCACAGAGGUGCUGUGGGAUCUGAUGCACGAGACGGUGAUGGCGCUGGCGUCAUGACUUCGAUCCCCCACAGGUUCUUCAUCAAGAACUUUGAAAAGGAGGAGGGCAUUAAGCUGCCCCCUCUGGGACAAUAUGCUACGGGAAACCUGUUCUUUAAGCCAGACGAGGAGACUCUGCAAGAGUCCAAGAGGCAGUUGGAAGAUAUUGCCGAAUCGUUAGGCCUGCGUGUCUUGGGAUGGCGAAGGCCUCCUGUUGACUCGACUCUGCUUGGUCCUGCUGCCAAGUCUCGUGAGCCCAUUAUCAUGCAGCCCUUCGUCGUCUUGACCUCCGCCUACGGCCAGGGCAACGCUCCCGAGAACACCGAUCCCGAGCAAUUUGAUGACAGACUAUUCGAAAGACAAUUAUAUGUCCUCAGAAAGCGAGCAACCCACACUAUCGGCCUCCAGAACUGGUUCUACCUCUGCUCCCUCUCCAACAAGAACAUUGUUUACAAGGGACAGCUGGCCCCCGUCCAGGUCUACCAGUACUACUAUGAUCUGGUCAACGCCGACUACGAGGCUCACUUUGCCCUUGUCCACUCUCGUUUCUCGACCAACACUUUCCCCUCAUGGGAUCGUGCUCAGCCUUUGAGAUGGGCUGCCCACAACGGUGAGAUCAACACCCUUCGUGGUAACAAGAACUGGAUGAGAGCUCGUGAGGGUGUCAUGCAGUCUGACAUUUUCCGCGAGGAGCUCGAGGGGCUCUACCCCAUUGUUGAGGAUGGCGGCUCCGAUUCCGCUGCUUUCGACAACGUUUUGGAACUCCUGACCAUCAACGGUGUUCUGUCCCUCCCUGAGGCUGUCAUGCUCAUGGUCCCCGAGGCUUGGCAAGGCAACACCCACAUGGACCCCAAGAAGGCUGCUUUCUACGAGUGGGCUGCUUGCCAAAUGGAGCCUUGGGACGGUCCCGCGCUCUUCACCUUCGCCGACGGCCGUUAUUGCGGUGCCAACCUCGACCGUAACGGUCUCCGUCCUUGCCGUUUCUACGUCAUGGACGACGACCGCAUCAUUUGCGCCUCUGAGGUCGGCACUAUCCCCGUCGAGCCUGAGAAGGUCAUUCAGAAGGGUCGCCUCCAGCCCGGUCGUAUGCUUCUCGUUGACACUCUUGCCGGUCGCAUCAUCGACGACAAGGAGCUCAAGGAGGCUGUUUCCAGCCGCCAAGACUUCCGCGCCUGGAUUGACCAGGAGCUCAUCACCUUGCCCAAGGUUCUCGAGACUGUGGGCCAGACCGUGGAUGUUGCGGCCAAGCCCGACGCUACGCGUCUGCAGGAGGAUCCUCUUCUCCUGGCCUUCGGUUACACUCACGAGCAGGUGAGCUUGUUGCUGGCUCCUAUGGCUUCUGACGAGAAGGAAGCCCUUGGAUCCAUGGGCAACGAUGCCCCUCUGGCCUGCUUGUCUCAGGCUCCUCGCCUUCUGUACGAGUACUUCCGUCAGCUCUUCGCCCAGGUCACCAACCCUCCAAUUGACCCCAUCCGUGAGUCGAUCGUCAUGUCUCUGGAGUGCUACGUUGGUCCUCAGGGCAACCUCCUUGAGAUGGACAGCUCUCAGUGCGGCCGUCUCCUUUUGCCCAGCCCCAUUCUCUCCAUCCCCGAGUUCAACUCGCUCAAGAACAUGGCCAGCAUCCACCCCGAGUGGACUGUCAAGGUCAUCGACCUGACCUUCCCCAAGAGCGAGGGCACUGAGGGCUACCUGCGCCACCUCGACUACAUUUGCAACGAGACCACCGCAGCCAUCGAGAACAAGGACCGCAUCAUUGUCCUCUCUGACCGCGCCACCUCCAAGGACCGCAUCCCCGUCUCCGCCCUUCUUGCCUCUGGUAUGGUCCACCAUCACCUGGUCAGCAACAAGUGGCGUUCCAUGGCUGCGAUUGUCGUCGAGACUGCCGAGGCUCGUGAGGUGCACCACAUGUGUGUCCUUCUCGGCUACGGUGCCGAUGCUGUCAACCCGUACCUGGCCAUGGAGUGCAUUCUUAAGCUGAACCGCGAGAAGCUUAUUAAGAAGAAGCUCUCUGAUGAGGCUCUCAUCCACAACUACAAGCACUCUUGCGAUGGUGGUAUCCUCAAGGUCAUGAGUAAGAUGGGUAUCUCCACCCUCGCCUCUUACAAGGGUGCUCAGAUCUUCGAGGCUCUCGGUCUCGACGAGACAGUCAUUGAGCGCUGCUUCAAGGGCACUGCUUCCCGUAUCCAGGGCUCCACUUUCGAGCUCAUUGCUGAGGAUGGUUUCCGCUUCCACGAGCGUGGUUUCCCCUCUCGCUACACCGUUGGUGUCUCUGGUCUCCCUGAGUCUGGCGAAUACCACUGGCGUGACGGUGGUGAGGCUCACAUGAACGACCCUACCUGCAUUGCCAACAUCCAGGAUGCCGUUCGCACCAAGAACGACAAGUCCUACGAGGCCUACUCCAAGUCCCAGUACGAGCAGAUCAAGGCUUGCACCCUCCGUGGCAUGCUUGACUUCAAGUUUGAAGACUGCACUCCCGUCCCCAUUGAGCAGGUUGAGCCGUGGACAGAGAUUGUCCGUCGUUUCUGCACGGGUGCCAUGUCUUACGGCUCCAUCUCCAUGGAGUCUCACUCCACCUUGGCUGUUGCCAUGAACAGACUCGGCGGCAAGUCCAAUACUGGUGAGGGUGGUGAGGAUCCUGAGCGUUCUCAGCGCUUGGCCAACGGUGACACUAUGCGCUCUGCCAUCAAGCAGGUCGCCUCUGGCCGUUUCGGUGUCACCUCUGCCUACCUCGCCGACUCUGACGAGCUUCAGAUCAAGAUGGCCCAGGGAGCUAAGCCCGGUGAGGGUGGUGAGCUUCCUGGACACAAGGUGUCCAAGUCCAUUGCUCGCACUCGUCACUCCACCCCUGGUGUCGGUCUCAUUUCUCCUCCUCCCCACCACGACAUUUACUCUAUUGAGGACUUGAAGCAGUUGAUUUACGACCUCAAGUGCUCCAGCCCUCGCUCUCGUGUCUCAGUCAAGCUCGUCUCUGAGGUUGGUGUCGGUAUCGUCGCCUCCGGUGUCGCCAAGGCCAAGGCCGACCACAUCCUGAUCUCCGGCCAUGAUGGUGGUACCGGUGCCUCCCGCUGGACUGGUAUCAAGUACGCCGGUCUUCCCUGGGAGCUUGGUCUUGCUGAGACUCAUCAGACUCUGGUCCUCAACGACCUCCGUGGUCGUGUUGUUGUGCAGACUGAUGGUCAGCUCCGCACUGGUCGUGAUGUUGCCAUGGCUUGCUUGCUCGGUGCCGAAGAAUGGGGCUUCGCCACCACUCCUUUGAUCGCCAUGGGCUGCAUCUUCAUGCGCAAGUGCCACCUGAACUCCUGCCCUGUCGGUAUUGCUACCCAGGAUCCUGAGCUUCGCAAGAAGUUCACCGGUACUCCCGAGCACGUCAUCAACUUCUUCUACUACGUCGCCAACGAGCUCCGUGCUAUCAUGGCCAGGCUCGGUUUCCGCACCAUCAACGAGAUGGUUGGCCAUGUUGAGGUUCUCAAGGUUCGCGAUGACCUCCGCACGAAGAAGACCUCCAACAUCGACCUCUCCCUGCUCCUGACUCCCGCUCACAAGCUCCGCCCGGGUGUUGCCACCUUCAACGUUCGCAAGCAGGAUCACAAGCUCUACGUCCGCUUGGACAACAAGCUUAUCUCGGAGGCCGAGUUGACUCUGGACAAGGGCCUGCCUUCCAGAAUCGAGUGUGACAUUGUCAACACCGACCGUGCCAUGGGUACCUCGCUCUCAUACCAUAUCUCCAAGCGCUACGGCGAGGAUGGUCUGCCUCUGGACACCGUUCACGUCAAUAUCAAGGGCUCCGCUGGUCAGUCCUUCGGUGCGUUCCUCGCUCCUGGUGUGACCCUGGAGCUUGAGGGUGAUGCCAACGACUACGUCGGUAAGGGUCUGUCUGGCGGUCGCUUGAUCGUCUACCCUCCCCGUUCUGCCGUCUUCAAGGCCGAGGAGAACAUCAUUGUCGGUAAUGUCUGCUUGUACGGUGCUACCAAGGGUACCUGCUUCUUCCGCGGUGUUGCCGCUGAGCGUUUCGCUGUCCGUAACUCCGGUGCCACCGCCGUCGUCGAGGGUGUCGGUGACCACGGUUGCGAAUACAUGACUGGUGGCCGCAUCGUCAUUCUUGGCAGCACUGGUCGCAACUUCGCUGCCGGUAUGUCUGGCGGUAUCGCCUACGUUCUCGACAUUCACAAGGACUUCCUCUCCAAGCUCAACACUGAGAUGGUUGAGGCCGAAGCCGUCGAGGAGCCCACUGAGAUUGCCUACCUGCGCGGUCUCAUUGAGGACCACCACCACUACACCGGAUCCGAGCUUGCUGCCCGCAUCUUGGUCGACUUCAACCGCGCUCUGCCCCGCUUCGUCAAGGUCAUGCCCGUUGACUACAAGCGUGUCCUGGCUGAGGAGGCCGCCAAGGCCGCUGAGGCCAAGCGUGCCGAGUACAACCUUCCCGUCAUCUCUGGCGUUCCCGCCAAGAAGGAGGAGAAGGCCGCUAAGCUCCAGGACAUCGAGGAGACCAUUGGCGACAACGCUGCCGAGAAGAAGCGCGCUCUGGUCCUCGACAAGACCAAGGGUUUCAUGAAGUACCAGCGCCGUGCUGAGAAGUACAGGAACCCCAAGACUCGUACCAAGGAUUGGGCCGAGCUCUCCUCCCGUCUCGACGAGGACGAGCUCAAGUACCAAUCUGCUCGUUGCAUGGACUGCGGUGUCCCCUUCUGCCAGUCAGAGACGGGUUGCCCUAUCUCUAACAUCAUCCCCAAAUGGAACGAAUUGGUCUUUCAAUGUCUAUCACCUGAAACUUUGGUCCGCACAGUUGAAGGUCAAAAGACGAUUCGUGACAUCAACAUUGGCGACAAGCUUUUCGAUCAUAACGACAUGCCUGUGCUUUGUCUGGCCGCGGGCGAGAUCAAGACAAGUUCUACCAUGAGGACUAUUACAUACAAGGAAUGGAACUCGAAGACCAACACGACCAUGGAAUGCACUUCAGACCAUAUCAUGUCUAUGAAGUCGUAUGGUGUCAAGCCUACUAUUAAGCUUGGGUGUGUUGUGGUUUGGUACACCCGUUGCGAUCGGACUGAGCUUAAGGAAGAGGUCACAGAUCUCAAGUGGAAUGAGUUGAUGCAUCGUCUUUACUCUGACGCGCAAAAGGGCAAUGCCCUUCGCCCUACUGAUGCUGACGUCCACGCCUUCAUUGAUGCACUUGUGGAUAAGUGGUCUGCUGUUACUUCAGAUCCGAAUGAUAGUCUCUUCCUUGUCUUUAAGCAGUUCAAGGAGAGUUCUCCCUUGGAGGAGCUAGCUGAUCUUGAUGAUGAAAGCCUGCAGCCGAUGUUCCGUGCAGCCCUACAUGAGCAGAUGGAUGAUUACCUCGAGCACCUCAUGCCUGAGCAAGAGGAGGUUCCUGAUGAUGACGACGACCUUGAGAUUGACCUAGACGCUUUCCGUCCACGCAAGUUCCGCUCGCUUGAGCGGAUGCCUUCAUCAACACACACGUCUGACCCUACAUACCGGCAGACUACCGCAGUUCCAUCAUCUCCUCCAGCCCAGCAAGAAACUCAGGAGUCUCAGGAGUCACAAGAUUCACAGCAGUCUCAAGGCAGCUCAUUUGCAGACACUGUCCAGAUGGUCCGUAAGGAGGAUCAUCUGGAGAAAGCAUUCAAGAAGUACCAGGUUCGCUUCAAGAAUGCAGAUCAAGCUCGUCUUGCUCUAGACUUGCUUUCAGGCGAUCAUUUCCGCACUGUUGAUCCCCAUGCUGUUCAGAACGGCGAUACUUGGACCAUGACGCUGGCAGAGUACGAGGCUUCGUGUGCUAAUGUGAGCAACAAGUCCAACCGAAAGCUCAAACUUUACCGAGCUCCCUUGAAGUUUGUCCCUUCUGAGACACCAGCAACCUCUGUUCCAGUUGAUCCAUACUACUUUGGAUUCUGGCUUGGCGAUGGUACCAAGGAUGCUGCUGGCAUAACCAGCACUGAUAUGGAGGUAAAGGCCUAUGUCCAAUCCUAUGUGGACCGCCUGAACCGCCAGAGACCUGAAGGUGAGCCUGUUCUGCUCUUUACUGAGCAGAUUCGCCAUCAGGCAGGCUACACAGCAGAAUUGGCUCCUGUCGGCGAUGAGGCUCCCUCUACGAUCACUAGUACGGCUGAUGUGUACUACUGGAGGAUCUCUUCUUCAAAGAGAGGUCCAGGCUUCUGGAAUCCUAUUUACACAGGUUUACGAAACUUGGGCUUCACUGGCGAGGAUAAGACUGCAGGCAUUCCUGACGCUUACAUGAACGCUGACGAAGAUACUCGCUUGGCUGUGCUUGCAGGCUUGAUUGAGUCUGAUGGCCAUCGCGUCAACAAAUUCUAUCGGUUCACGCAAAACACCUUCGAGCACCAGAAGAUUGUUGAAGAUGCUCGCAAGUUGGCUCUUUCCUGCGGCAUCAUGUGCUCGCCCGUCCGUCAGUCUGAUAUCAAGGCUAGAAAAGAGCCGAGAUUCGAGUUCGACAUGUUCAAAGGCUGCGAGAAGUUCCAGCAUCAUCUUCUUAUCCCUCGAAAGAAGCUUGGCAGUCUGAAGACAGGCGGGCAUACCAUCAACUGGGAUGCCCACACGUUCGAAGUUUCAGAGCCUCAUGAUGGAGAGUUCAGAGCUAUUGAGGUUUCUGGCGGCCUGUAUCAGCUCGCAAACCGCACCAUUGUGCACAACUGUCAAUGGCAAGACGCUCUCAACCGUCUUCUCAUGACCAACAACUUCCCCGAGUUCACUGGUCGUGUCUGCCCUGCUCCUUGCGAGGGUGCCUGUGUCCUGGGUAUCAAUGAGGACCCUGUUGGUAUCAAGUCAAUUGAGUGCGCCAUCAUUGACCGUGGUUUCGAGAUGGGCUGGAUGAUUCCUCGUCCUCCGGAUGUCCGCACCGGCAAGAAGGUUGCUAUCAUCGGUUCCGGACCCGCCGGUCUGGCCGCUGCCGACCAGCUGAACCGUGCCGGCCACACCGUCACCGUCUACGAGCGUGCCGACCGCCCCGGUGGUCUCCUCAUGUACGGUAUUCCCAACAUGAAGCUUGACAAGCGCAUUGUCAAGCGCCGUACCGACUUCAUGGCAGCCGAGGGCGUCAACUUCAAGUGCGGUGUUGCCGUCGGCGAGGACAUCCAGCUUAUGGACCUCAAGGCUGAGAACGACGCCGUUGUCAUCGCCACUGGUGCCACCGUCGCCCGUGACCUCCCCAUCAAGGGCCGUGAGCUCGAGGGCAUCCACUACGCCAUGGAGUUCCUUCACAAGAACACCAAGUCCCUCCUCGACUCCGAGCUCGCCGACGGCUCUUACAUCUCCGCCAAGGGCAAGGACGUCAUCGUCAUCGGCGGUGGUGACACCGGUAACGACUGUAUCGGUACGUCCGUCCGCCACGGUGCCAAGUCCGUGAUCAACUUCGAGCUGCUGCCCCAGCCUCCCCCGGAGCGUGCCCGUGACAACCCGUGGCCCCAAUGGCCCCGCAUCUACCGUGUGGACUACGGCCACACUGAGGUCAAGCAGCACAUGGGCAAGGACCCCCGUGAGUACUGCAUCAUGUCUGAGGAGUUCGUCGACGACGGCUCUGGCAAGGUCAAGGGUAUCAACACCAUUCGCGUUGAGUGGACUCGCUCCGCCUCUGGUGGUUGGGACAUGAAGAAGAUCGAUGGCUCUCAGCAGUUCUUCCCUGCAGACCUCGUCCUCCUGUCCAUGGGUUUCCUCGGCCCCGAGGCCCGCAUCCUCGGUGACGACAUUGAGAAGGACGCUCGCAAGAACGUCAAGACUCCUCCCGGCAAGUACAGCACCAACAUUCCCGGCGUCUUCGCCGCUGGUGACUGCCGUCGCGGCCAGUCCCUUAUCGUCUGGGGUAUCAACGAAGGUCGCCAGGCUGCUCGCGAGAUUGAUCUGUUCCUCGAGCAGUGCACCAGUCUCCCCGUCACCGGUGGUAUCGUCAAGCGCACCGCCGGCGAGAUCUUCAGCCGGGUGAAGCCUGCCCAGGCUUAA
This is a messenger RNA of Colletotrichum aenigma, 8238 nucleotides long. RefSeq names its product putative glutamate synthase. Lineage: Eukaryota; Fungi; Ascomycota; Sordariomycetes; Glomerellales; Glomerellaceae. Gene Ontology annotation, molecular function: endonuclease activity; iron-sulfur cluster binding; oxidoreductase activity, acting on the CH-NH2 group of donors, NAD or NADP as acceptor. The transcript has 7 exons. The record is from RefSeq and is a predicted model, not a curated record. Bases 1 to 8238 code for a protein of 2745 amino acids. Gene Ontology annotation, biological process: intein-mediated protein splicing.